Molecule: messenger RNA, 1196 nt
Organism: Octodon degus (degu)
Lineage: Eukaryota; Metazoa; Chordata; Mammalia; Rodentia; Octodontidae
Product: AP-3 complex subunit sigma-2
Exons: 6
Coding region: 54-635 (193 amino acids)
Biological process (GO): Golgi to vacuole transport; intracellular protein transport
Cellular component (GO): AP-3 adaptor complex; intracellular membrane-bounded organelle; membrane coat
Source: RefSeq, a predicted model, not a curated record
GAAGGAAGUGCUUGUGGGAGCAGCUGGUACAGAGAGGAGCUUGGCUGACAAAGAUGAUUCAGGCGAUUCUGGUUUUCAACAACCACGGGAAGCCGCGGCUGGUCCGCUUCUACCAGCGUUUCCCAGAAGAAAUCCAACAGCAGAUCGUUCGAGAGACUUUCCAUCUAGUCCUCAAGCGAGAUGACAACAUCUGUAAUUUCUUGGAGGGAGGAAGUUUGAUUGGUGGCUCUGACUACAAACUGAUUUACCGGCACUAUGCUACUCUAUACUUUGUAUUUUGUGUGGAUUCAUCAGAGAGUGAACUUGGGAUCUUGGACCUCAUCCAGGUUUUUGUGGAGACUCUGGAUAAGUGUUUUGAAAAUGUUUGUGAAUUGGAUUUGAUCUUCCAUAUGGAUAAGGUCCAUUACAUCCUCCAAGAGGUGGUGAUGGGCGGGAUGGUGCUAGAAACCAACAUGAAUGAGAUCGUAGCCCAGAUGGAAGCUCAGAGCCGACUAGAGAAGUCAGAGGGCGGCCUUUCCGCAGCCCCCGCGCGGGCUGUGUCUGCGGUGAAAAACAUCAAUCUUCCUGAGAUCCCAAGGAACAUCAACAUCGGUGACCUGAACAUCAAAGUCCCCAACCUGUCCCAAUUUGUCUGAGGCAAGGCUUGGGCUAAACUGGAAUCCUUUGGGAUGAGCAAAGCCAGGCAAGCUGGAAUCAGAACUCAUUGGUACCUUAGAAGAGUCAAGCCAUGGCCGGUACUUGUGUGUGGGAGGCGUGGGCCCUCUGACAGCAGGGCCUCUGCACCACACCACCUGCACCGUGGAUCGCCGCCUCCCUCAGGACUCCUCCUCCUCCUCCUCCUCCUCAGCAUCCAGGCUCCUGAGGGCCAAGGGGAGGAGCCAGCCCUUAGGUGGAUGUAAUAGGGCAAGAGUGGGAUUCAUGAGGCCCACAGUCACCUGCUGUGGUCAGAAUCCUUUUGUAUACCCAAGCUUUUUGGUUGCCACUUUCUGUGGAGAAUAUUUUCCCCUUCCCCACAGGCCCAGUUCUGUUCGCUCCAUGUGUGAAGGAAGUAUCCACAGCGUAAGCCUGGUGCAUACCACCACACAGUCACCAUGCUGGGGAGGUCCUUAAGGGGAGAGAGGGACCCUGUGCCUGUAGGGUUUAAAAAUACAUUCUCGGGGGCCAGGGAGAUAGCUCAGUAGAAUAAGCACUUGCCU